GUGAUUUGAUUGGACAAAAUUAUGCGGAUUCCCACCAACCCUUUGCGACAGCCAACAUUCGCACCAUCAACAUGGCACCAGCCAAGCAAGCCGAGGAACGUCGCGAAGAUGGUCGCUUAGUGCAGGAGAUUCGCCCGUUGUCCUGUGAACAAGGCCUGCUGAACCGAGCAGAUGGAUCGGCGCGAUUCAGCCACGGAUCCACGUCUGUCGUGGCGUCUGUGAAUGGCCCCGCAGCGGCCAAAAACCGCCGCCAAGAAAAGGUUGACGCUGCUACGCUUGAAGUCGUGUUCAAGUCUGACAAAGGCGCGCCGACUGCACGGGACAAGGAGUAUGAGGUGAUUCUGCGGCAGACGUUCGAGACCGUCGUGUACUUGGAGAAUUUCCCACGCGCCGUCAUUAGCCUCACAGUGCAAGUCGUGGAAGACGACGGGUCCCUCUUGGCUGUGGCCAUCAAUGCUGUCAACUUGGCGCUCCUCGAUGCAGGCAUUCCCAUGCGAUCGUUGGUUGGCGCCAUUACGUGCUCGAUUCUCGACGACGGCCAACUGUGCCUCGACCCAUCGUUGACGGAAGGCGACGUAAGUUGUCCUGCCAUAUAGAUAUAGCCACGUGACUUCGAGCAUAGGCCGCCACCGCGUCCGUCACGGCUGCAUGUGCCGGGAAGAACGACGGUAUCCUCACAUCGCUGACCACAGGGUUGUUGAACGAGUCACAAUACUUUGCAAGUUCUGAAAUCUGCCGAAGAGCAAUUGACAGCGUGCUUUCAUUUGUGCGCAUUGCACAGGAAUCCAAAUUCCAAAAGGCCGCUGCGUAAACACGACUCUUCCCACGCCCCCAUAGGGAUAUCGAUUGUCGUUUUGCUCUAUCCAGCCUUCUCGGACGACAUCAAACUGCCCGGUCUUCCUGAGAUAUGUAACAGAAAAUACACCAUCUACCUACCAACCGACUUGCUCCGAGUAUGCUUCAUGCCAUCGAUCACCACGUGGUUCCCUUCUGCGCCCGACAUUCCUUCAGCCACGCACAUAGAGCAGCGUCCCUUCACCGACCAACGUCGCAUGAAACUCUUGCAUAUCCCUUGCUCCGUGGUCCCAUUGCGUCAUGCCAGCCACGAUUCUUGCUUCUGCAUGCGUUUCUGC
This is a messenger RNA of Aphanomyces astaci, 1133 nucleotides long. RefSeq lists its product as hypothetical. Gene Ontology annotation, cellular component: cytoplasmic exosome (RNase complex); nucleolus; nuclear exosome (RNase complex). Gene Ontology annotation, biological process: U4 snRNA 3'-end processing; nuclear mRNA surveillance; rRNA catabolic process. NCBI's taxonomy places the organism in Eukaryota, Oomycota, Saprolegniomycetes, Saprolegniales, Verrucalvaceae. The transcript is spliced from 3 exons. The record is from RefSeq and is a predicted model, not a curated record. Bases 72 to 596 code for a protein of 174 amino acids.